Penicillium brasilianum is the source of this 1947-nucleotide messenger RNA. The record is from the annotation of a GenBank genome assembly. Lineage: Eukaryota; Fungi; Ascomycota; Eurotiomycetes; Eurotiales; Aspergillaceae.
GCACGUUGGAGACAUGGACCAUCCUCCUUGUCCCCGCCCCCAGAACGGAUCCAGUCAAUAUCUCCGAAGCAAUGCGAAACCCCGGACUUUCGAGCAGAAAAGUCACCCUGCGUUAGAGAGGGGAAGGGGCUGUAUAUAAGGACGAUCACGCAGGCCGCUUGAUGUCCCCUUUUUUUCCACUCGGCACCGGACCUUUCUCUCUCUUGUACUUUUCGGGUCUUUUCUUGUCCGGGCAUCCUUUUCUAUACUCAUUCUCUCUUCCGCUCGGGUUUUGUCCGUGACAGCCAUGGAGAAGAUGGAUAGCAACUCCCAGCAUGUCGAGGGGGUAGAAGCAAAGGAAGCUGGAGUUAGCCCUGGGGCUAUCGAGUCCGGCAAGCAUGAGGCAUUCUAUGUCGAGGACCGAGUCGCCCAUCUCACCGAGGAACAUCGUCAGUAUCUGCUCGCCCGUCAUGGAACCCUGAACUUGGAUCCGAUUCCAGACAUGAACGAUGCGGACCCGUAUAACUGGCCGACCUGGAGGAAAUCCGUCAAUCUAGCGCUGGUCGUCUUCCACGCCAUGAUCGGUCUCUUCACUGCUGCUUCCAUCCAAUCCGCCUUUGUCGACAUCGCGGCCGAUCUGCAUGUUAGCAUGCAGCGAACUAGCUACCUGGUCUCCCUCUUCAUCGCCGUUCUCGGUGGUGCACCUCUUUUCUGGCGCCCCCUUUGCAACCGAUUCGGUCGCCGGCCCAUCUUCCUGAUCUCGCUGAGCUGUGCCCUGAUCGGAAACAUCGGAUGUGCGAACAGCCACUCCUACGGCACGAUGGGAUUAUGCCGUGCUAUCACCGCGUUCUUCAUCAGUCCCGCCGCGGCCAUUGGCAGUGCCGUUGUCGCAGAGACUUUCUUCAAGAAGGAUCGCGCGCGAUGCAUGGGUUACUGGACGCUAAUGGUUACUAUCGGUGUCCCCACCGCGCCAUUCCUGUUUGGAUUUAUGGUUAUGCGCGUGGGCUAUCGUUGGAUCUACUAUGUCCUUGCUAUCGUCAACGGUGUCCAGUUCAUUCUGUACUUCUUCUUCGGCUCUGAAUCUCUCUACCUCCGCAACGAGAACGCCCCCAGCCAAGUCACCUCCGUCAAAGACAGCAUCUUCAAGUUCCGCCGCAUCGACCCAGCCCCCCUUCGUCUCUGGGACUUUAUCCAGCCCCUGACCUACGUCACCAAGCCAUGCGUCUUCAUCCCAGCCUGCGCCUACGCCAUGAUCUUCCUCUGGGGUAGCAUCGCGCUCACCAUCGAGAUCCCACAAGUCUUCCCCGAGCAAUUCGGCUUCAAUACCCAGCAAGUCGGCCUGCAGUUCCUGGGCGUCAUCAUCGGCUCCGUAAUCGGUGAGCAGAUCGGCGGUCUGAUCAGUGACCGGUGGAUGGCGCUGCGACAGAAGAAGAUUGGCGGCCCCCCAGCGGCCGAGCACCGUCUGUGGCUGAGCUAUAUUGGCCACGUGCUGACGAUUGUCGGCGUUGUGGUGUUUGCGGUGCAGUUGGGCAAGGCCGGUGAUACGUGGAAUAUCACUCCCAUCAUUGGUGCGGCCAUUGCUGCUGCUGGUAACCAGAUCGUUACUACGGUUAACAUCACCUACGCGGUGGAUUGCUACCGCGCGGAUGCGGCGAGUGUGGGCGUGUUUAUUACGUUUGUCCGACAGACUUGGGGAUUCAUUGGACCUUUCUGGUUCCCCGAGAUGUUCGAGACUGUUGGGUGGGGCGGUGGGGCGGGUAUUGCUGCGGCUCUGAUGGUGGGUGUCAGUGUGAUCCCUACUAUCAUCCUGCAGAUUCGCGGAUCCAAGUGGCAUUAGCCAGGUAAUGAAUGGAGGAUAAUAUGUUGGUAGUUUUUAUAACCUUGAAAUCUUUUCGGAAAGAACUUAGUCAAUGAAGCUUUGAAUCGAUAGUUGAAUUCAUAGCUCAAGCACACUUUGAGUGAUUCCGA